AGAGAGUUGGAAGAUUGAUGAUGCGAGAGCGAGAGCAUGUAAAUUAUAUACUACACAGGUGUAUAUCAUCACCAGCAAUAUAUGAUGUCGCCAACAGAUCCAUCCCUCUGCUGCAGGACACCCAACUUGACGCUUUUACAGUUGUGAAGCAGGGAUACGGCAAACUACUGAAAAAUCGCAGGGGGGUGCACGCACCGUGCGGGAGUGCGCAGCGGUGCGGCAGGGGGUGCGCCAGGUGGCGUGGUGACGAAUAUCCUUGACCGAUACGCGGCGGUGCGGGAAAUGCGGUGCGGGAGGGGCAACAUCGGUAAUUUCACAGCAUAUUAAAGAGCCAUAAUUGAAGCCCCCGAUCUAGUCUCCUUCUCUCCGGCGAGCGGUGGAUGUUUCUUCUUCGCAUAAGGCUCGAUCUGCUCCGACUGCAAUGCAUAGGACCAUAGAAGUAAAUGCUACGAAUUGGAGAAGAAAACAAAAAAAGAAUCUGAUUUUGAUAUAGCGGUAAGGAAUUUUACCAAUCUCUCAAUAGAGAUGAAGAAACAGAAGAUUAAUCAGAAGGAGCUUACAAGUGUCAGUAGUGGAGAUAUUGUUAAUCUACAUGAGCUUUUGUUUACCAAAAACAGGGACUAUCUAAUCAAAUUCAAUGGGGACCAGGUGAAGGCUGAGCAGUUUGCUGACAAGGUUAUCGUUAUAUAUUUUGUGUUACUGCCACUUGUUGAUAAUAAUUCUGCUGAGCGGGUGGGGCUGAUCACAGAAAGAUUAAAGGAUGUAUACAACUUUCUACCACCUAACAAAGGUUUUGAGAUCGUUUUUGUGGCUGUUGAUGAUGAUGACACUAGCUUUGAAGAAGAAAUGUUAUUUGAUCCUUUACCUAAAACAGACCUUGAGAAUGAUUUUGAAGAGGUAUUUUCUUGCAUGCCCUGGACUGCCAUUCCAUUGUCUGAUAGAACAUCCAGGGAACUUCUGCAGAAAAGAUUUGGUUUUAGGGAUAACAACGGUAGCCUGUUUGUAAUUGAUUCAAAAGGGGUCGUUUUGCAAACAAUUGUCAUUUAUGAUUUUAUUCGAUAUGGAAGUCUAGGAUAUCCUUUCAGCAGUGAGAGGCUCGAAUCCCUGGAAUCUGAAUGCAAAGCAAUCGCUGCAGAACCCACAGUAGAAAAACUUCUGUCUUCCCCUGAACGAGACUAUGUCAUUGCGAAUAACGGGGACAAGGUACCUAUUCAUACACUUGAAGAUAAGGUGGUAGCUCUAUACUUCCACGCAGGCAACGUAACUGAAACUGAUAUGCUUACAGAAGAACUUAGGAAUGUAUAUGAAAACUUGGCUGAAAAAGAAGUUAAAUUUGAGGUUGUGCUUCUUUACCUUUGUGACACACCCAUUACUAUUGGAUUUAGAAAUGAAGAUUCAUUCUGGAGAACUUUUGGGACUAUGCCUUGGUUAGCUCUCCCUUAUAAAGACCCUAUCCUGAAGAAGUUGAAAAUAAUUUACGAGUAUCCUGAGGAUUAUAAUUAUGGUGAUGAUGAGGAGAUCUCCAAGCUUGUAAUUGUCGGUCCUCAUGGAGAAUUUUGUGAACCAUGUGGAGCCGACAUUUUGUUGAACUACAGAGUUCCAGGAUACCCCUUCACGCGUGAAAAAGCUCUCGAGUUAGAGACCGAAAGAAUAAAGAAAUUGAAGUUAGAGAUGAUUUUGGAGACGAACAAGGUCUUGACUAGAAAUGACGGAUCCAAGGUUUCGCUCUCUCAACUUGCUGGCAAGAGGAUUAUGCUCUUAUUUGGUCUAUUUGAAGAUGAGUUCCUAAACAUGUUGAAAGAAAGGUAUCUCUGUAUGAAGAGUACAGAUGGUGAAUUUGAAGUAAUCCACAUCUAUGUAUCUGACACUGAUGAUGUUGUAGACCUGCCGGCCUGGUUUGUGUAUCAUCUGCCAAAAGGCUUCCGCUAUGCUUCUGAUAUUAUACCUGCUGACUUUGAUAAACGAUACUUUAGACAAGAAGAGAUUUACGAUGUUGGAGAUACGAGAAGACUUCUUGCUUUUGAUCGAGAUGGAAUGAUCGUCAGAGACUCGGCUUUUCCGACGAUUAAAGAUAUGAAUUUCCCCUUCUACACCAGUGGGUUGGAAAAGGAAGCCUUACUAGAAUUAGAUUCUGUGUUCCAUUGGUACGAAUGGGAAGACACUGAGAGUUGGAACCGUGAGGCAGGGUAUAUUGGACCAAACCAGUCUUGCGGAUGAUCGGUUGGAUCCAUUUCCGACUUGGGCGUCAUUAGUUUUGAGUCAUGAUGGGUUGAAGCAUGCUGAUAUUUAUCAGAAAAUAAUAAAUUGAAGUGUUCUAUUAUUUUAUGUAUUAUUAGUUAUUUGAAGGAUGGAUUGGAUGCUGAAAAAUUAUGUCAAGUAAAAGUUUCUCACUAGACAUCAUUUUAUGCAUCAAACUUUCAAUGUCAAGUAAAAGUUUCUCACUUUGCAUCAUUUUAUGCAUCAAACUUUCAAUGUCAAGUAAAAGUUUCUCACUUUGCAUCAUUGUAUGCAUCAAACUUUCUAUGUCAGAACUAAUAAGCUAAGGAUAGUGUCAGAUCAAUUAUAAAAUGAUGAGCAUUUGUGUAAUAUUUGCUGAAUGAAUUCUACACCCUGUGGUCAUUUAGUGAACUUAAAAUAAAUCUAUCUAUUAUACGAGAACAUGUUUUUCUGUCCUGAGCAAAUUUAUUCAGGUAAGGAAAUCCCGGCCUAUUUACCAACCUAUCCUGUCCAACUGAUGCGUGCUCCUUCUUAGACCCAGUCUUCCAACAAACUAAUCCCUCCCACCAGGGGCUCCAUUCUUCUUCUACGAUCUGGCUAGAUGAGGUCGAUUCUAGUGAUUGGUUCAGGUAAGCUCGUUAUGAUGCCGGCAUCCUGCACUCCAGUAAAUUAUUAGAAGGUGAGGAAGCUUUCAAUCUCAUGUCUUUUUGUCCUCUCCCCAUACGUCUCCCCACAGGAGCCUGAUGAAGGUUUGGGAUUUCUGAGCAAAAAGAAAUUGACAUUUUUUAUUAUGAUUUACAAACUUGAAUUGAAUUCAUAGUUUGGUAAAAUUAUUAAUGUUCUUUUUUCUUUUCACUAAUUCAAUAUAUGUGUUUCCAAGCCUGAAAUUCUCGGGGUUGCGUAUGUUCUUUGGGUAUGUACUUGCAGAAAUUCAGAUAAAGAAACCAAAGCAUGAAUAAUUAAUAGAGAUUGUUGCUAAGUUGUACAUUUUUGUUUGGCCUGUUGAGGAACAUUUGCGUUCGUCAAGUUUUCUGUGGAGGACAUAUAUUUCAAAUAGCACUUGUAGUGUGUAAGUGUUUGUUAUACUGAUUGAAAUGACUUUUAAGAUUGCAAGUAUAAUUAGGCCAACAUACAGCAAUAUUUUUUUUUAUAAUUGUGUGUCUAAUAGAUCUCCUGAAUAUUAAACCGUAUACCUUAUUCUCGUAAAAAUUUGAAGCCAAACAGCAGGCUUUUAGGUAUAAAUUUGGGCAAUGACUGUCUUGGAUAUGUGUAUUUAGAUUCUUAUACAUGUCUGAAGUUAAUAAAGUUAUUAGAAGUUAUAUAUGAGAUAUAUAUCAACUGUUAGAUUAUCAACCUUUGUUUUUACAGAUAUAUAACUUAUUCAAAGGAGGAAGAAGCAGUUUGUUGCAUUCAGUCAGUGUAUACACAUUGGAGGGUAGACCAUUAAGAGCCUGUUUUGGAACCACAAAAUAUUCCCAUGCAUGUCUGAGGAGUGUGGUAUGGUCCUUAAUUUAAUUAAUUGUGAGUAAUUCGACUAUGGGGGCAUACUGUAAUGGAAGGGUAUAUAUUCGCGGACUAAUAUAUUUCUGAAUUAAAUUCUGACUGUAAGGCUAUUUUUGUUAGAUGGAAAAGAACUUGAUGGUUGAAUUACCAUACCACUAAAUUCAGUUCCACUACACAUUUACAAUGGUGUAAUAAUGUUUGUAAGCAUAGAGCACACGAUAGUUUAUGGAGUAUCUUGUGGUAGGUACGAGUGCUACAUAAUUUAAUUGGAUUUGUCAGAGUCGAAUAUUCAAGCUAUACUUUGUCCACUUAUGUUGUUUAACCAAUUAUUAUUUGUCGAAGUUGGGUCUUCGGUAUAUGUAGAUUCCUCAUUUUUCUGACUUUGCUAAUUACGGAAGAACUUUACAACUUUUACUCUAUUUGUAUACCUUGCACAGUGAUUUCUUUUGAUUUUUUUAGCUUUUACAUGAAUAUGACUCAGGUGUAUGUAUGUUAGACAGUUAAGAUUGGUGAAAUCCUUGCGCAAUUUAUGGAACUUCAGACCUUGGGUGACAGGAAUUUGCAGUUUGCUUUCUUAUUUCAGUUUACGAGAGUGUAUUAUCUUUUUUUGAUUGAUUUUAGGCAAAUAAUACGGGGACGAUGUCAAGCAAAAUGAAAAAGAAAGCAAAAUUGCAGCGUGUCAUUCGUAGCAUGAAAAAACAGCAGCUCCAGUCUUCAGAAAAGACUACAAGCUUCAGGUCAUAUUCACCUCUUAACCAUUUACAUGAUGCUCAGGGAUUUGUUGAAAAGCUGUAUUCUCGUCUCCAAACUGCUGACAAAUUUGAGUUCAGUCUUCCCAAGACAACUUUACUGCCCUGAAGCAGGUUUUGGAAAAUUAGAGAGAAGUGUUACAAAGUUGACAGAAAUAUUCCUUGUGCACUGUAAGAUAAAAGGAAAACCGGAUUCUGCAGAAACUGUUGUGUUGGUCGAUGGCUAUUUGACAAAGCGAGCCUGUUGCUGGUUUUCACGCUUAGUUGUUGUGGGAUAUUGUCCAUUUGGAGAACAGGAACAGGCAUUGCAAUAUUUUACUGAACUACCUCGGUUUCAUCACACGUGUGACUUUUUGAAAGGAUUAUUUGUUUUUAUAUAUAACCAGUCUUGUUUUGAUCUGAAUUUCACUGCUAAUAUAUUUUUCCCUGGUGAUUCUCAGGGUAAAUGUUGUGUUUCGUCUAGUUUCAACCGUUUCUGUUCCUAUGAACUUCACAAUAUGAACAUAAUCAAGAAUUUACCAGGCGUGGAUGCUCUCACUGCAUUUGCAUAUUUCUUUGAUGCUGAGUCCACAAGGAAGUACGUAAGUUCAAGAAGUUUGGCAGAGGAAUGACAAAUAAGCAGCUUACUUCUAGGUAGUAUGCUAGAUGUGGUAGAGGAGGUACAAUUAGCUCGGUUAGAACUUCGUAAUCUCAUUCAGUGUAUCUUCUGCUCUGAGUCAGGUAACUUCUGUACUUCUCCACUUGAAAGUUUCUUUUCGCAGGUGUGCUCUAAAUUUCGUUUGUUUCUUGCUUAGUCAGCCUAUGAGAAAGGAUGCCUUUCGUUUGUUUUUUUACCCCUGUUCUUUAAAAUCUCAAUUUUUUUUGUCUUGAAUAAGGAAACCUUUUUUUUAAAAAUAACUGCAGUAGUUAGUUUUUACUGGCUGGCACUGCCAAUCAAAGUGUGAGACUCACUUAUGGCCAAAUGCUUAGUUAAAGUUACUUUGUCCUUUGCUAGACUUUAAUGCUAAAUAUGAGAAUCUUUGUAUUGAGAUGAACUGAUGGUGCCUCAUGCCUGUGUCGCUUGAUGGAGCAUAGGAGCAUGCAUCGGUUGAAAUAUUGUAGUUAUUAAUUGUCCCUCUACUGUGCUAAUAUGGGGGGAUGAAUCUCUCGUGAAUCAAAGCAUAAUAAUCCUUCAUAUUUUUUCUAAUGUUAACCGUGUUUACAUGCAAUUGUAGUUAAUUUCCAUUUUGUGUGCAGUUGAACAGCUUGAUUUGCAGCUUUAUUUCCUUAAUCUUAAAAGUGGUAAAAGAGCAAUCUUUACUUUUGACUUGUCCUGUUUAAAAGAUGUUCCCGGGUGGUAAUAUUGGACCCGACACGAACUCGACCCAUAAAUACGAAUUCGGGUUGGAGUUUUUCAGGUUCGGGUCGAAUUCGGGUUGACCAAACUACUAGGAUAUAUACGUAUUUGAGAAGUCAUAAAAGUUGCAGAAAAUGAAAGUCCUGCCUAACGAUGGAAAGUCUCGAAAUUAAAAUUGAAUUUUUUAUUGGAAGGAAAGAUAUGCUAGAGAAUGAAAAGAUUGGUAGUGAUGGUAAAUAUCGACUAGGAGGAAGGAACGUAUCUCCUGUUUACAUAGAAAUGAUUGAAUUUGCUAUUAUAGAUGAUAGGUAGCUUUGUAUAUAAACUCUCUUUAGUCAUUGUAAUUCUAUAUACAUAUUUGAGUGAUUGCAAGUUGAAUUAGGUUAUCGUGAAGCUUUGUAUUUUGUACAUAGAGAGUUUGAGAGAGUUUGUGUAUUGAGUUUGUAAUUGCAAGAGUUGCAGGCGCAACUACUAAGGUUUUUGUACGCAUUUGUAAAGAAAGUUUGAACUUGUUCAUAUAUAUACAUACAGUUGUUUUCAUCA
This is a messenger RNA of Daucus carota subsp. sativus, 6348 nucleotides long. RefSeq names its product probable nucleoredoxin 1-2. The record is from RefSeq and is a predicted model, not a curated record. The coding region runs from base 526 to 2217 and encodes 563 amino acids. Lineage: Eukaryota; Viridiplantae; Streptophyta; Magnoliopsida; Apiales; Apiaceae. The transcript has 13 exons.